GUAAAUUCCACAGCCUGCUGUUGUUUUGAUAUUCGGACUAAACGUUAAAUCACAACUGCCUGCUUUUAUAUGUUCCGUCAUUUGUCCUAUUUUUUCUGAACAGUUGGCGACUCAAAUAACCGACUCGACUAGCUGUAACACUACCACCACGGUCCGUGAAACUCACGAGGUAGUAAGAGUCCAUGAGUCGCAGUCGGAACCCACCACCCCGGGGUCAAGGGGCAGCGCGAGCCAAACAGAUGGGGCUGCUCCUUGACCUGUCCCCGGAUGGCGGGAUGAACGAUGAGGGAAAUGAUGAAGAGCUGGAGGCAGAGCUGCUGAAUCUGGUGGGUGGAGGAGGAGGGAGAUCACAAGGGAGGAAAGGUGACGGCAAAGCUCCAGUUCCCAUGGCUGAAAUAGAACGAAUGGCAGCUCUUUGUAUGAAAGACCUGGAUGAUGAGGAAAUGGAGGAUGACGAUUUAGAUGAUGAUGAUCUGCUGGCCGAGCUGAAUGAGGUUUUAGAGGAUGAUGAGGAGCAAGCUCCUGCUCCCACCCCCCCUGCCGUCACACCGACUGCUCCCAGAGUGAGCGUCACAUCCCACUCUUCUCCACCUGCUGCUCCCAGCGGUGCAACUGGGUUGGAGUCCAGCCUAUUGGAGCGUAUUGAAAUGUAUAAGACAGCCAUUUCCAAUGCCAAGGCUGCAGGGGAGACGAGCAAAGUUCGAAGAUAUGAUCGUGGCUUAAAGACACUGCAGUCCAUGUUGACAUCCGUCAGGAAAGGAAAACCCGUCAAUGAGGAGGAGAUCCCGCCUCCUGUUGCUCUCGGUGGAAAGCCCAACUCCACAGCCAAGUCUGAAUUUAUCAAGGAACGAGAACCGCCUCAGCCCACGCUGAUGCCCUCUCCUCCCACAAAUCAAAAACCUCUAAGGGAGGCUCCGCCAACUCCUAAUGCGAAACCACUCCAUCUGACCCCUCCCCAAAAGCCUGCUGUUGCCAUCACCCCAGAAACACCUGCCAUCUCUCCCCUCACCCCCUGCCAGCCUGACGCACAGCACUCAGAGCUGAAACAGGCAGUGUUGUCCAGACAGAGGGAGUACAAGAUGGCCGCCAUACACGCCAAACAGAGUGGCAACAUUGACCAGGCCAAACAGCACUGCCUCACUGCUAAGAAGCUGGACAUGCUGGUGGAGGCGCUGGACAGAGAUGAACCAGUAGACCUGAGCUCGCUACCUCCUCCUCCUGGAGAUGUAGUAGCAGAACACUGUGCACCUCCUCCUGCUCAGUCUUCCUCUAAACCUGCCGCCCCUGCCGCUCCUGCACCCACGCAUGUGGCCACUGCCGAUCUGCCUGCUCCCAGCAGCUUGGCAGAAGCCCUGCAGCAGAGGAUGGAUAUAUACAAGUCAGCAGCAGAGGGAGCCAAGAGCAAAGGAGAUGAUCGCAAGGCCCGCAUGCACCAGCGCAUUGUCAAGCAAUACCAGGAUGCCAUCAGAGCUCACAAAGCUGGACGACCAGUCAGCUUGUCAGACCUACCUGUGCCACCAGGCUGUCCACCACUUCAGGGCUCAGAGGGGGGUGAACAGAACUUCAUGGGUGUCCUGGAAACAGCUAUGAAAAUAGCUAAUCAGGAUGCAGAUGGAGAAGAUGAAGAAGAGGAUGGACACAGAGAGGGUGCCAAGCCUGCAGUGCGUCCACCUGCCCAGAAAGCGAAGUCUCCAGCUCCUCCGGCCCCUGGAGGUUCCUCAGCGCUAAAAUUGGGACCUAAAGCUCAGCAGCAAGUUGAUUUCUUGUUGCUAAGGCGACAGGCUUUUUUGCGUGCAGCGCUGCGCUCCAAACAGAUGAAGGACAUGUCUGGAGCAGCGCAGCACCUCAGACACGCCAAGGGACUGGACCCCAUGAUUACAGCUGCCAAGUCUGGCCUGCCUGUUGAUAUCAGCAAGAUUCCCAGUGCUCCAGUCAGUGAGGAGGACUACUCCCUGGCACGCUCCCGCACCUCCCCUCUCUCCCCUCGCUCCAGGGAACAGUACCACGGCCUCAUGGAUCUUUUGCGGAAACAGCAUGAGAAAUGUCUGAGCUACACUCAGCAGUUCAUACAAAUGGGCAGUGUGGCUGAGGCUCUGAGGUUUGAGAAGCUGGCUGAGGAGUGUAUGAAGAGCAUAGAGAUACUGAAGAACGCCCACGCCAAGGGCCAGCCAGUCCCCAAGUGCCGCACAGAGGAGAGGACUUUCAACACUGUCAAGAUCAACUCCAACCUGACCCCUAAUGAGCUGAUUCUGUACAUCAUCAGAGGCAUCAACCUACCAGCUCCCUCAGGUGUCUCAGCUAACGAUCUGGAUGCGAGUGUGAAGUUUGAAUUUCCUUUUCCCAGCGCGGAGGAAGCUCAGAGGGACAAAACCAGCACAGUAAAGAACACCAGCAGUCCAGAGUUUAAAGAGCAGUUCAAACUCAACAUCAACCGCAGCCACAGAGGCUUCAAACGAGUUGUCCAGUCCAAAGGCGUCAAGUUUGAAAUCAUCCACAAGGGUGGCCUGUUUAAGACGGACAAAGUGGUGGGCACCGCUCAGCUGAAGUUGGAGGGUUUAGAAAACCACUCUGAUGUCAGAGAGAUCAUAGACGUUAUGGAUGGACGUAAAGCUACAGGUGGCAAGUUGGAGGUGAGGGUGAAGAUCAGAGAGCCGCUGUCAGGAGUUGAUCUCCAGCCGGUGACAGAGAAGUGGCUGGUUCUCGAUCCUGUGUCCUCCCUUUCUCCUCCAGAGAGACAAAAGGAACGGGCUCCAUCUCCUCGGUCUAAACCCAGACAUGAAGCGAGCAGCAGGAGCAGUCAUUCCGACAACUCUCCUCCACAGUACAAAUUCCACAGCUUCAGCCUCCUCAACUAUGACAGGGAACGGCUGGAGAGAAAGAUGGCAGAGUACCGGAAGACACGGCGGGAUCCCCCAUCUGAGCUCAUCCAUCAACACAAAGAGGUCACACACAGACUGCAGUGGCAGAAAGCACAGCUGGAGCGAGCCUCUCCUGCUCUGCUGACAGAGUAUGAAAAUGUGCUGCGGCGCUUAGCCCAAGGACUCGCUGACUCUGUGAAGAAAUACUCCAGCCAAGGCAACAGGGAUGUUGCUAAGGAUGCACUGGGCAGAUUGAAGAUGGUAGAGAGUGAGCUGGAAUCCCUGAAAAGGAAACGCACUGGAUGAGAAGAGAGUAAGGAGAGUGGAGGCUUGGCUGAAAUACUGUUAUAUCAUCUCUCUCUCUCUCUCUCUCUCUCUCUCUCUCUCUCUCUCUCUCUCUCUCUCUCUCUCUCUCUCUCUCUCUCUCAUAUACAAACACUACAGAGGGUACUUUAAGCAGCACCUUCCACAUUCUGUGCUGCUCAUGUCCAUGACAACUGCAUGAAGCAACCUGAUAAUUCUGUCCGUUCAUCAAAUAACCGGUGUCACUUGUGGUUAAUCGCCUGCCACAGUAAUUAAGAACAAAUCUGUAACUACAAAGGGACACAGAAAUUAAAGCAAGCAUUAGUACAUGUUGAAUAGCUACAGGAGAGGCAGGUUUCUUUGCACUUGAACGAUUACAGAAAGCUGCUUCUAAAGUAUGGCUUUACAGACUUUACCUGCACUCUGUUAAUUGUUUUUUUUAAUUUCCAUUUUACCUUUAAGAAGUGUUGUGAAGAGAUUUGUCAGAAGACUUGAAGUUUUACAUUUGACACCAACUCAGUCUUUUGGUGUCCAUAGAUGACCAAAAAAUGCGUGUAUGUGUGCUCUGAAGUGUGUUUAACCAAUGGACUGAGGUGUUUUUAACCCCUUUUCCCAUAUUUUAUGUGUGUAAUGAGCUUAAUCUAAUCUGUCUGCUCCAGUGUUCCCAGAUUACAGUAAUCUGCUCCGUUUGGAGUGGUGUGAUAUGGGAAUAAAAAAAACGGGGCUUCGGGGCGCCACAGCCUACAUCCCAUAAUGAGGGAUUAGUGUUUGUGUCACCAAGGAGACGACUAGAUCAGACGUAGAGUCGCCUUUGGGGCUGGGGAGAGGGGGUGUUAACAGCGUGCCGUGAAUGUAGUAGAAGCGUAGCUCUGCAAAAGGAUUGCUUCUUCUUCAUCAGCUGUUUCUUCUUUGUUGUCUUCUUCAUCAUCACCUUCUUCACACUAAUUCCUUCACAUAUAUUCAUAGAUUAUUCAGAGUCAUGAGUAAUAGGCUGCUCCACUUGGAUUGCCUUCAAACUCUUAAACAAUAUUAAGUCCAUUGUGCUGUCGAUUACAAAAUAAUUAACAGCUGCUGCGUCAGUGUGCUGCUAUUUUCCUCAGAUUUUGGCAUAUGCAGUUUACAAAACCAGAGUCUGUCCCACGGAGCUCUCCAGAGGCAGCACAGUGGAUGCUGAACAGUCUGCCCACAGAAAGACAACCCAGUACAGUAUGUGUCAGUGAGGCUGGGUAAUUGCUCUUCUCUAUUUCUGUUCCCCCGUCUCUGUCAUUCUUGUCAUUCCUCGCUACUAUACACUUUUUUUGGACUGUGAAGUCAAGGGAACAACAUUCAGACAAACCUGGUAUUAUUAUUAUUUUUUAAAAUAAAAUAUAGAGUGUAGGCACCUUGAAAUUAAUCAUUUUGCCACAACAACACUAGAUGUACAACAACAGUAAUGUGACAUUGCUGCCAUGUAUUCCCUGCUCUGUUUAGUGCUCUUGACAGAUGUUCCCUCCAUGUUUGACAACCUGCUAACCUGCAGCAGAUGCUGCUGAUCUACGUCGAUUGCGUGCAGACAGGAUGUAGCAGACUACUUUAAAUGGGCCUUACUGUAUGUUUUUAUUUGACUCUUCACUGUGGAUGAUGUCUAUUAACGGCACUAAUAGUUUUUUGGUCAUGUGACGCAGCAGAGGAUCAUGUGUCUGCUUUAAUCCACCCACUGCUUCACCCCAUUAGCAAAUAAUCCUGGUUAAAGUUGACCUGAUGUAGACAUCCAUAGACUGUGUUGAUUUUUAUGUAACACCCCUGCCCCCACUUUUUUUAAUCUAUUAGGAGAGGAUUUCUUCUCGCUCUUAUGGCACUUUUGAUCAGUUGAUAUAGUUUUAGAGUGGUUAGGAUAAGACUUAUUGUGACAUAGUUUAAUAUGGGAUGGUGCUUAAAGGAGUGUGCUUGCAACUUUUAGCUCCCUAACUACAAGCACUGUAUAUUUAACAUUUUUGCUGACAGAUUUUCAGUGCAUGCAGGACAGUUCCAGAUUAGUGCAAGCAGCCAAUAGUUUCCAUUUAUUUCCGUACAGUACAAAACUCAUUUAGCAGACUCGUGAACCUUGAGCCAAACAUUUGGCCCACUGAGUUGUGCAAUCCAUCCCAGUAAACAUCAGGUCUGCAUUAAUGUUUGUCAGUGUUGCAUUAUGUGGUAGUGCAGUUUAAAUACAGAUGUAACUGAAAAACUCUGCAUUAACAACAAAGAUGUAAAUGUAAAUUUGACAAAAGCAAUGCAGACUGGAAUUUAGUUUACUAAUUGGUUUUCAGUGUAUGGGUACUCAUAGAAACUGUUUAAAAAAUUCGGACUGCAGCUAAUAUUUAUUUGAAUUGUUGACUACUCUGCUGAUUAGAUUCUCAAUUUACAGAUUACACUGAAGAAUCCCUUUUACAGUUUCCUAAAACUCAAAACAACAGUUUCAGAUUUCUUGUUUUGUCCGACAGUCACUCCAAAACUCAGAGAUAUUUAGUUUCCUGUCACAUAAAACAAAGAAAAGCAGCAGGCUCAUGAUUCAGGAGCUACACAUUCAUUGUUUCAUUUUCAUUUCUGACACAGCAACAUGUUUUGUAGACAGGACGAGCUGUGAUGUCAACUAUAUGUGGUUUGUAGUUCACGGGCUAAAACCUGCAUCACUCACAUGUUUUAACGCUGUUAAACGCACACACACAAAAACUCCAACUGCGCAGCACCCCCUUUCUUUCACUCCAAAACCUUUAACCCUGUGUCACCACAAACACACACACACACACACACUCCUGCCACAUCACCCCGCUCCUCCAGUAACCUCGUGGCCUCAGAGGCUGUCCCGUUGUCAUGGCAACAAGCUCAUCAGCAUUCAGGCUGGUUUUCGGGUGGUCAGGACCCGGGAAGAGGAACAUAUUGUUAAAGUUUGUCCUGCUGGUGACUCACACUCCUUUCUCGCAUUUACAGGACACCACACACACGCUGUCAUUUGUUUUCCUUUUUUUUCCCCCCUACUGUGUAAUCUGACUACACUCCCUUUUAAAAAGGAGAAACUUUGGUGGAUUGUUUGUCAUUAUUCUGUCCUGAUCAGUUGCAUUAAUGUAUUCAUCUGGGCUUGGGAAAAUGCUUUCGUUGAUCCUCUGGCAUUUUGUAAUCUGUGAAGUCAUGUAAGGGCAAUCAGUAUAAAUGUAAUAUUUAUAUACAGUAAAUCUACAGCAUAAUAUGCACUGUCUCUAUUUUUAAGUGUAAGUCAUGAUUUGUGCAGCUCAAAAGGGGAAUGUAUGAAGGCCUGAUUGUUUAGGCUUUAUUAUCUUAUGUAUGAGGUCGGUGUUAACAUGAAUAAAAUGGUGAA
This is a messenger RNA of Chelmon rostratus (copperband butterflyfish), 6495 nucleotides long. It is a transcript of the gene cc2d1a, whose product is annotated as coiled-coil and C2 domain containing 1A. Lineage: Eukaryota; Metazoa; Chordata; Actinopteri; Chaetodontiformes; Chaetodontidae. Gene Ontology annotation, cellular component: nucleus. The coding region runs from base 183 to 3164 and encodes 993 amino acids. The record is from RefSeq and is a predicted model, not a curated record. Gene Ontology annotation, biological process: regulation of transcription by RNA polymerase II. Gene Ontology annotation, molecular function: RNA polymerase II cis-regulatory region sequence-specific DNA binding; DNA-binding transcription repressor activity, RNA polymerase II-specific. The transcript is spliced from 28 exons.